AAGCUGAUGAAUUGGUUUGUCGCAGUUGCCACUGACCGAAGGACGGAUGAGUUGCAUUCAGUAGCUUUUGUUGCAUUCGCAGUGAUACAGUAAUUGCGUAUCUUUCACAUCUUGCACAUGUGCGCAAAUAUUAUGUUUAUUUGAUCUACUAUCACAAAAACAUGAUAUUCUGAUAGUGGUUCAAGAAGCGGAAGGGAGUAUGUCUUUAGUCAUUAUUUGGAAGGAGAUUUGAGUCAUAUUUCGAGCACGAAAUAGACACUUGGUAUACCAGUUCAUUGAAUUCAACUCGUCUGUGUGUGAGUAGCUUUGCGUCAGCCAAUCAACAUGCAAUCGCUCAGCCGCUGGUUGCGAGGUUGCGCGUAUGACUAAUCAACAAGUUAGUUGAUCAACGCAGCAAAACACGACUGCGAUUCAAUCACUCGAUACAGAACAAUUCACGAAUUCAGCAUGAUCAUCAACAAUUAACACUGUUUCCUACACUAAAUCACACGUGAGAAUUACUCUGUGAGGCUAUACCUUUUCGGAACACCUGGUCAUCUAUUUAUAUGGAGGAAUAUUAUUCAAAAAUAGAAUUCUAACUAGGAAUUGCUGUUCAAGUCACCUUAUCAAUAAUAUACAGUAAACGAUGUGAUAACGUAUCUACAAUCUAGCGAUUUUGCAAGUAUAAAACUGAUAGCAGUUGGGGUUUGCUUGCUGAACGUGAAAGUGAACAAUGUGGAAAUAAGUACUUUGUGGAAUAUUUAUAAUGAGUGCCCCAGUGCCAGCCCCAAGGAGUAAUCCUGGAGGAAAGAGACCAAUCCCAGCACCACGCACAUUGGUACCCGUGCGAAUCGAAGAAGAAUCGAACGAAAACGAAACAAAUACUAAUCCAGCAGUUCAGUCAACUGAAGGUAAAAAUACAUUUAGAAGAAAAGUACAAACCAUAAGCAAUGAUAUUGGUGGCAGGGUGAAUGAGGGGAAAAAAGCUGUUAUUGAAUCAACCAGGCAGAGCGUUCGUAAAAUAACUCGUCGUUUUACAAAUAAUUUUACAGAGCCCUCUGAAGAUGCAAAAACAGAAACUAAUGAAGUUGAAUCCUUGGAUGUGUUUAACAUCUCUUUUGAUUCACCAAUAAGAUCAAGUGACACAGAAUCAGUGUAUUCCAAUGUUACAAAUAAUAACAAUGGCAAUAAUAAGAGAGUUCAAAGGAGUGUAAUACCUGCUGCAUUUGAAGAUGAUGAUGAUGACUCACCUCCUCCACCUUAUCCUCCACCAGCCUUGCCUGAUGACACUUAUGAUGUACCUUCAGUGGCAUCAGGUGAGACAACCAGCUCAGAAGAGACUCGUGGUAGAUCCAGGGGGCAUGUUAACUAUGAGAGUGUGUUUCCAACUUAUCCCUACAAUAGUGAUUCAGAUAGCUGUGUUGAUAUGACAGCAGGUACUAUUGAUAACAGGGUUGGGAUGAACAGGUCUGAAUCUUGGAACUUUUAUGAUACAGCUCAGAAAGACAGGCCUAAAGAAGAACCUACUUAUAAUAAUGUUGAUGGUACACCUACCAUGUCCACUACUUCUACCAGUGAGAGAACCAGUUUCAUUCGAGCAAAUUCUUUGUAUGAAAAUUGUGAUAUUAUGCCGAUAGUUCGCAGUCCACCAACGAAAAGUGUACUGAUAGAGUUUGAUCCGUUAUCGAACGAAGCUGGUGGUAUGACACUAGCUGAAGAAUUGAGUGAGUUAGAGAAAGCCCUACAAGGUGAUUUGCAUGGCUCGUUUAACUUGGAUAAUUUGUCUAUAUUUGACGAUAUGAGUGAGACGGAUGAAACAUAUAUCAGUCCACCACCGCCGCCUCCACCAGAGCGAUCAGAUUCUCUAUUUGACAACGAUCAGGCUUCUGCGCCAUCGUCACCCAAACCAGAGUUGCGAUCAAAGAUUAAUAAAGAAAUUGGUGGUUCUACAAGUAAAACUAGCUGGUACUUAGGUAAUCAGAGUAACCAGAGCAAAGAAAGUGCUGGUGCUGCUCUAGAAACUAAAACCACGGAAUCCAUUUCACAAAUGUUAAUGAAACGAAUCAAACCACUUGUAAACAAAGCAGAGUCACUAAAAAAUCAGUUUUCAAAGAAGGAUAAUGUGGUCGCCCGGCCAAUGAUACAGAUUAAACGCGGCAUUCAGCAGAAGGGGAUGUUGUUCAGAAUUACGAAAGGACCAGUGGAUGAAUUGUUCGGUGAAUUGAAUGCUCGAUGGUGUGUUUUGCAACCUGGCGCAUUGCUUUGUCAUGCCGAUAAUAGUUGUGACACUAUCAAAGAGAACAUUUCGAUUGAGUCGAUUUUGAGCAUACAAAUAGUGCAGGACCAGAAAAUGAAAUAUAAGCAUGACGAAGGCGAAAUAUUCUGUUUCGAAUUAAACGUUGCUGGGAAGUUGCGUGUAAAAUAUGUGUUUGGAACUAAAAGUAAGUCAGAGCGACGUGUUUGGAUGCAGAACUUAGCAGAGAACAUGUGCUAUCGGUUUGGCUCUCGUGUCACAAGUGAUUACAAACGUAUUGGUUGGUGCUACUACAAAGCCGGUGUCAAUGGACAAUGGAAAGGCGUUUGGAUUUGUUUAGCGCGCCGAAAAUUAUAUUAUUUACAGGACACGACGCUCAAACAUUUUGAUCUCCGUAAAGCUCGCUGCUUUAAGUUAGAACCUUACGUCCCUGAGACAUCUCCAAGCACAUCAGACAAAGGGCCAAAUAUUGUCAUUCAUUUCACCACUGAAACUUACUAUUUUCGGAUGUGGACUCAGCGCGAGACGAAGGUCUGGUGCCACAUUAUUAAACUGGCUGCCAGUGACAACGGUCCCAAUUUAAAUCAGCAGCAAUUAACAAAGGACGAUGUGCCAGUGAUCGUUGCGAAGUGCAUUAACUUCUUGUACGUGUAUGGCAGUAUGACUGAAGGGAUUUAUCGCAAAGCUGGCAGUAACACGACCGUCAGUGAAUUAAUGAAUAAGUUUCGCACUGACGCAUGGAGCGUUCAACUCACCGAUAAGUAUUCGUCACAUGACGUGGCGAAUGUUCUGAAACGGUUCUUUAGGGAACUUGCCGAGCCGUUAAUCGAUAACAGUAAACGGCAAUAUCUCUAUCAAGUAUCAUUGGUUAAAAAUGAGGAUGAAAGGGUGCGCAUGUACAAAGCGAUGUUUGAUCAGUUCGACAAGAUUACUUUCAACACCUGCAGAAAAUUGCUGAGUCAUUUGCAUUUUAUUAGCACUCAGAGUAAUAAGAACAUGAUGACUGUUCUUAACUUGGCAGCCAUUUGGGGACCCACCUUAUUACAUGAUUCCAUUGAAGAGGGUAACAAGGCCCGUGUAAUUAUCAUGCAAUUGAUUGAAUUGUCCAAACACAUUUUCCCUGAAGAUCUAGUUGAGAGAGAAAAGGAAAAUAAAAUGUUAAAUGUUCUCAAAAAGUACUCAAACUCACCACAAGGUCCUGUGAAUGUAAAAUCAGCAGGUGAUUUUCGAGUAUGGGUAUAUCUCUACAAUAAAGAUGGAAAAGAUUUUAACAUUGCGGUUGGUCCUAAUAAAACUGCAUAUGACAUACUCUGUGAGCUAAGUGGUCAAGUUAAUCUACUAGUUCAUGAGUUGGUAUUAGAGGAACUGGUUUUAAAUGAUAAUUUGACCAGACCGAUUCACCAUAGUGAAAAGGUCUUGGAUGUUGUCAUGAAGUGGGGCUUCUGGAAAGAUUCUGAUUGUAAAGACAAUUGCUUAAUUUUGAAUAACAUUUCAAAAUAUUGGGAAUAUCUUAAUGAUAAUAAUGAACCUCUUAGCGCCGAAUUGAAAUACGCUGAUAACAAGACGAGAUCGCUAAAAUCGUACAAGUUUGAAUUCCAACAGGCAAAACUCACUUAUUACAAAGAGCGACAAACGAACAAUAUGUUAGGUCAGUGGAAUAUUGAAGAUAUCUUCAUUUAUUUUGGUAGUGAGCCGAAACGUAACUCGCCGUUUGCCAUUACGUUCUUUCCACGCAGUGAAUAUCCGGUGCGCAACAAGAUGCACAUGUAUUUUGGGCACGUUAUAGCUUUCCCAGAUCCGACGAUGAAAGCUAGAUGGAUUUCAACAAUGUGGCGGGCGGAGCAUCAUAGCAAUUUGACGCCACCACCCCAGCACGUUAAUUUAAUGUCUUCCUGAUGCUGCAAUGGUACUUAUUUUGUAGCGUUAAUCACGUCGACCAACUUUAUCACCUUUACGUGCCAUUGUAAUGGUUUUAAUCAAACAAUAUUUGUUAUAGCUGUGAAUCCACCUAAGUAUUAAGUAUUUUACCAUUUUAAGACCAUUUUUAUAUUAGUAUCCCAUUUUAAGUAAUUGUGUGAUUUUAUCGAGAAAUUAUAAAGGACAUUUGAUUGUUGUAAAUUGCAUAGAGCAUUUAUACAUAUAUUUACAAAUAUGUAUUUAUUGGAUUGAUUUGUACCAUAGUUAUACUUGUUUUAGUAUUGCAAACAAGUAUGCACCCAAUUUUUUAAGUCUGAGAUUUAUUGCAAUGUUACAAAGUUUACCUAUUUAACUUUGGUAUGAAAUUAUGCCUACGUUAUAAGUAUAUUAAAAUAAAUAUAUUAUGAUAAACACAGUAAAA
Dalotia coriaria is the source of this 4571-nucleotide messenger RNA. RefSeq names its product RhoGAP_ARAP and RA_ARAPs domain-containing protein RhoGAP15B (gene RhoGAP15B). The coding region runs from base 746 to 4129 and encodes 1127 amino acids. The transcript is spliced from 10 exons. NCBI's taxonomy places the organism in Eukaryota, Metazoa, Arthropoda, Insecta, Coleoptera, Staphylinidae. Gene Ontology annotation, cellular component: cytoplasm. Gene Ontology annotation, molecular function: phosphatidylinositol-3,4,5-trisphosphate binding. The record is from RefSeq and is a predicted model, not a curated record. Gene Ontology annotation, biological process: signal transduction.